Molecule: messenger RNA, 462 nt
Organism: Penicillium macrosclerotiorum
Lineage: Eukaryota; Fungi; Ascomycota; Eurotiomycetes; Eurotiales; Aspergillaceae
Product: putative progesterone binding protein
Exons: 2
Coding region: 1-462 (153 amino acids)
Cellular component (GO): endomembrane system; membrane
Source: RefSeq, a predicted model, not a curated record
AUGAGCGAUCGCUUCACACCCAAGGUCCCUGUCCAGUUAGAUCCGCCCAAGGACGACCCAAUCUCUAAUGAAGAAUUGGCUAAGUGCGACGGCUCCGAUCCCAGCCGUCCAACGCUGGUCGCUAUCAAGGGCAUUGUCUUCGAUGUGACUCGGAACGCUGCCUAUGGAUCUAGUGGCCAAUAUCGCGGUAAGCCUCGAGAAAUCUGCAACCAAUCGGCGAUCCCAGGAACGCGGGGUCGUCAAUUCUGCGCAGGCAACGGAUCUGACUUGACGAUUCAUCUAGUUUUCGCAGGCAAGGACUCCUCUCGCGCUCUGGCGUGCUCGUCGCUGAAGCCUGAGGACUGCGUUCCGGAAUGGUCUGACUUGGAGGAUAAGGAGAAGACUGUGCUAGACGAGUGGUUCACCUUCUUCAGUAAGCGAUACAACAUUGUCGGCAAGGUCGAGGGUGCGACCAACACUUAG